AUGCACGCUACAUAUUUAUUGACAAUUAUUGGGGCGGUGGGGUUGACUGUGAGUGGAUCGCCUCUCGAGGCCAGGCAAGAGCUUUCCGACGAUGAGACGAAGGCAUUGGGUGUAAUCAAAGAUAAGAAUCUUGGAGAUUUUUGUAAUAGCUUAUUAAGCAACAACGUCUCAAAAAGAGAUCUAGAUAUCGCUGCGCAACUCUUCGCUCGCCAAAACGUGAACACCAACAUUAACAAUAACGACAACGAAGGUGAUGGUGACGGCGAUGAUAUCAGCUAUAGCUCAUCUUAUAGCAACGGGCAUGAAGAUGUCGAUUAUAAGAUCAAUACGGUCACUAUUCCAGAUGACUUGAAGGGAUACUAUCCAGAUGCUAUUGAGAAAGCUUGUAAGGAUUACAAGGAUAAGGCAAAGAGAGAGGUUAAAGCUGCUAUAACAAGAAAAGCCACCCGUGUAAUACAAAAGCGCAUCAUAACCACUGCCGUAACCACCACCGAAAGAAUAACGACAGCGCCGACGGAAACCUACCUUUCAAACCCAAUGUUUGUCCCACCACGACGUUUGACACCGGUUAAUGUCCAGAUUACAGCAUUAACGACUUAUGAUUACGGUGACAUUGCUACGCCGACACUAGUUGUGCCUGCUAGGGAGACAGGGAAGUUUAGGACGAAGAGUAAGGGGAAUUUGAUUCAUAACAUCCCCCGGGAUUUCUUUGGGAAAGGGGGCGCUGUGGGGGCGGUGGGAAAGGCCGGAGUGGUUUAG
Molecule: messenger RNA, 759 nt
Organism: Morchella importuna
Lineage: Eukaryota; Fungi; Ascomycota; Pezizomycetes; Pezizales; Morchellaceae
Exons: 5
Coding region: 1-759 (252 amino acids)
Source: RefSeq, a predicted model, not a curated record